Penaeus chinensis is the source of this 2960-nucleotide messenger RNA. Its product is annotated as venom phosphodiesterase-like. The transcript is spliced from 18 exons. Gene Ontology annotation, molecular function: nucleic acid binding; metal ion binding; hydrolase activity. Lineage: Eukaryota; Metazoa; Arthropoda; Malacostraca; Decapoda; Penaeidae. The record is from RefSeq and is a predicted model, not a curated record. Bases 142 to 2778 code for a protein of 878 amino acids.
AUAGAGUGAGCGGCCGUCUAAGACCCGAACUCCUCGCCUCGUAGUAGUGAGUGCCGUUUGUCUGCGAGUGUUGUAAGCUCUCACGGGUAGUUCUGUGAUCAUUAUGUUUGACUUGAAGGAUACCUAAGGACACUUGCCAAGAUGUCGUCGACGAUGCUGGAGGAGCUGGAGAUGAAGGAGCCUACACCUAGCAUCGCACCCAGCCAGUCCGAGAAUGUCCCGUAUGCUAAAAAAUGGAGAGUUCUGCUCGCGGUCUUGCUCGGCGUCACCAUCGUCGGCAUCUGCCUCCUGGGUUUCUACCUCAGCACCAAAACCCGUACGAAAUACUACGUGCAAGCCGAAAUCCAGGCCGCUGCCAACAAGACGACGACACCCAAACCCGACAUCCGAUGGCGCCACACCACCGACAGCUGCCCGAGCGUCACGAACCGCACAUGCCCGGAAGGUUACAAUCCUGUGCCCCUACUAGUCAUUGGAAUCGAUGGUUUGCACCCCGACUUCGUAAAUCCAGACGUGACCCCUGCCUUAUCCUAUCUGAAAAGAUGCGGGGUCACAGCUGACAGCCUGGUACCUACCUACCCCACAACCACCUUUCCAAAUUUUUAUUCUAUCGGCACGGGUCUUUACCCCGAGAGCCAUGGUAUCAUAGGGAAUAAUAUGUAUGACCCUAAAACUAAGAAGGAAUUCAAAGACACCCGUUAUAAUUCUGACUGGUGGCAUGGGGAUCCGAUAUGGAACACCGUGAAAAAGCAGAAUAAAAUGUCAUCCGUCUAUAACUGGCCUGGGUCCGAUGUCACCAUUAACGGCAUGAAUGCCAACAACUAUUUUCCGUAUCGCAAGAAUGAACCCAUCGACGUACGAACCAGACAGGUCCAAAACUGGUUAACCUCUCCGGCUGAUGAACGGCCAGAUAUUAUCAUGGUGUAUUUUGAGAAGCCCAUGUCCGCCAUCCAAGAAUUCGGUCCCUUCUCUGACGAGGCAAAGUAUUCCCUCAGCUUAGUGGAUAAAGAAAUUGAGAAACUCAUGAUAGCCUUGAAUAACACCAACCUCGUCCAAUGCCUGAACAUCUUGGUGGUUUCUGACCACGGGGCCGCCACUGCCUCCUGUUCCUCUUCCUUCUACCUUGAGAGCUUCUUUCCAAAUAUCACUAAAAAGGCAGAAGUGUUCACGGGUGCUGUGGGAAGACUAAGGGCAGCUUCAGGAGACAAAGCUGUGGAAGAGGAGAUCCUAUCGGUGUCCCAGUGCAAGAACCCUCGAGUACGAGUUCUCCCAAAGUAUCUCCUGCCACGAAGAUACCACUAUGCCAAUAACGACCGAAUAGAAGAAGUUAUUUUGGACACGAAACCAGAUACCCGGAUUGUAGUAGACACUAAGAAUUAUUGUAAGAAAGGUGAACAUGGAUUCAAUAAUUUGGAACCAAGUAUGCAGGCAACUUUCAUUGGUUUUGGACCAGAUCUGAAAGUGAAUUAUACAGCGCGUAGCUUCCGGAAUGUUGAGCUAUACAACCUGAUGAGUCACCUUAUUAAAGUCAAGCCAAGUCCCAAUAAUGGCACACUGGGUAGCUUGGACCACUUACUACGCCACAUGCCGAAGCGAUCUCCUCGUGACACACACAAGAAUCUCCUAGAGGAAGAGAUAUUGCCUCUGAUCAAUAGGAGAAAAGUUCCUGACAAUGCAACGGAAGAAACGUGCAUGUGUAUCUUCGUAGAGCAAGUGGAACCUGAAGUAGAUUAUGUUACUGCAAAUAUCAGCAGUAACAGCACCAACAAUGCUACCGAGACUGAGGAUUAUGAUGACUCUGCAAAUGCUAUGAGUGAAGAGGAGCUGAAAGUCUACUUGUUCCACCAGCAAAAUUACCAUAAUCCAUGGGGCCUUGUAGGAUAUUCCAAUCCAGAUCAUUUACAGGGAAAGAUGAAGAUCCUCCUACACAGUGACUAUGUUAUAGGUCUACAAGAGCAGCUGAAUCUUGGAUUAUGGGUGAGCUUCACAAUCAACAAGACUAUAGUAACAGGGAAUGAAGACCCUGACAAAAAUGAGGACACGGAGGUUAAUCAAGAGAAGACGGAGAGACCUCCACCAUGCUGGCAAGCAGACCAGAGAUUAGAAAGACUUCAAGAAGACCAGUGUGACAAUAUCCUUAACAGUCAGUCUUAUAAGGAUAAGGAAAUAACUCUUAUGCAGUUAUAUCCUGAGGAACUUGAAACUCAGGAACUGCUGGCUGCAGAAGGUUACCUACUAUCUAACAUGGCUCCUAUGAAGGCUGGGUACAUGAAGGGCGCUUAUAAAGCCAUGAUCGGAGCUAUUCAGUGGUGGGCAGCAAAUAAAGGGGGAAUUAAUGUUGUUCUUGGUCCUGUCUUUGAUUAUGACCUUAAUGGGAAAAAGGAUAAUAUGCCGGAUGUUAUGAAAACAGUGAUACCACUGGUCCCAAGUGAUUACUAUUUAGUGAUUACCUCUUGUAAUGGUUCUCCAGUUACAAAGUGUCCAGUAGAGCAGCUGGAUGUAUUACCAUUUGUCUUUCCAAAUUCAGAUGUCCAGGAUAAUUGUUUCAUGAGUGAUAUGGAAUACUUGCACUACCACUUGACAACAGUGAAAGACAUAGAACUACUGACAGGCUUGCGAUUCUUCAGAAAUGUCAAUAUCCGUGAUAGAGUAAUACUCAAAACAGUUCAACCAACUGCUGUGUGGGAUCUGCCUGCUGAAAGAGCUACAACAAGGAAAGUGAACAACAGGAAUGGCAAAUCAGAAAACAUUCCUGUUGAAGAGGUUAAUGCAGAGUAAAGGGUAAUAAGUGCGAAAGCAUUUUGGUUAAUAUGAUAAUGUGUAUUCUCCUUCCAAGAUUGUGCAGAGACAUACCUGAAUGUGUAAACUCUGCAAAUUAUCAAGCUGUGAUAUAAUGUAUCUGAUGUUACAAAUGAAAUAUAAAUUUCUGAUGUGAAAUAAUCAUAGCAGAAGCCCCGAUU